AUGAAUCCUAGUUUGAUAUCAAAGGCCACCCGUCCCACGCGGGUCCUGGCGCAAAAUGCACCAAAGAUUCAAUGUUUAAGGAAAGGUGCCCAGCUUCACACUGCAGCAUGGCAUGUCGGUUCUCAGCGUCGACCUUCUUUUAGGAAAGGGUCCCAAUCUCCUUCUGCGAAGCGGUUGUUCCAUGCCACAAAUGCCGUUCAGCAAAAGGAUCCUUACCAAGCUCUUGGUGUUGGUAAGACAGCAAGCGCCGGCGAUAUUAAGAAGGCAUACUAUGGCCUAGCGAAAAAGUACCACCCCGAUACGAAUAAGGACCCUCAAGCGAAGGACAAGUUCGCCGAUAUCCAGUCCGCCUACGAAAUUCUAUCCGACCCCAAGAAGCGCGAGCAGUUUGACCAGUUCGGUGCCGCCGGCUUCGACCCUAGUGGAGGAGGUGCCCCCGGUGGUGGUGGCGGAUUUGGCGGAGGGCACCCGUUCUCUGGCUUCGGUGGAUUUGGCGGACAAGGUGGUUUCGGCGGGUUCGGUGGCCAGGGAGGUUUCGGAGCCGGAGUCAACUUUGAAGAUAUUUUCUCAGCAUUCACCGGACAGCAAGGGUUCGGCCGCCGAUCACGACAGCAGGCUUAUCAGCAGGAGAUCCUCGUUGGCGAAAACAUCGAGGUCCAAUCGACUAUUAGCUUCAUGGAGGCAGCGAAGGGUACAACCAAAACCAUUUCGAUUACACCACUCAGCACCUGCGGCACAUGUAAGGGUAAUGGCAUGAAGUCUGGGUCGUCGAGGAGCGCAUGUAGCGCUUGUGAUGGAUCUGGUACCCGGAUAAACUAUAUGCAGGGCGGCUUUCAAAUGGCGUCUACUUGCGGAACUUGCGACGGCACUGGCACGGUCAUCCCCAGGGGAUCCGAGUGUAAGCCUUGUUCAGGAAAUGGUGUUGUGAGGGAGAGGAAAACGAUCACAGUGGAUAUCCCUGCAGGUAUUGAAGAUGGCAUGCGACUUCGAGUUGACGGUGCUGGUGACGCAGCCCCUACCGGUCGGUCUGCUGAGCCCAAUGCUCGCAGCCAAAACGGAGACCUGUACGUCUUUGUGCGUGUCGCUAAAGACCCUAAGUUCCGACGAGAUGGCUCCAAUAUUCUAUACACAGCCAACAUACCUCUCACAACUGCUUUGCUGGGUGGACACGCCGAGAUCCCUACUCUGGAUGGAACAGUCAACGUCAAGGUUGCUACAGGCACUAACACCGGCGAUAAGAUCACCUUGCCUGGCAUGGGAAUGAAGCGCCUCGGUUCUCGACGUGGCGGAAACGGUGACCUCAGGGUUGAGUACAGGGUCAGUAUGCCCAAAUACCUGAGCGCCAAUCAGCGAACCAUUGUUGAGGUGCUCGCGGAUGAGAUGAGCGACAAGACAGCAAAGCGGGUGAUGGGCGUUGGUUCUUCAAGGGACCCAAAUGACCCUGAUACGCAUAGAGACGAGGGCUUCCUCAAGUCGCUCUGGCAUACUCUCACCAACCAUCCCGCUCACCAAAAGCCGAACGAAGAUGGAAGCCAAAAUGACGGCUCCACCAAGAAGCCUGGUGACGACGAUAAGAAAUAA
Fusarium pseudograminearum CS3096 is the source of this 1581-nucleotide messenger RNA. RefSeq lists its product as uncharacterized. Gene Ontology annotation, molecular function: heat shock protein binding; ATP binding. NCBI's taxonomy places the organism in Eukaryota, Fungi, Ascomycota, Sordariomycetes, Hypocreales, Nectriaceae. The transcript is spliced from 3 exons. Gene Ontology annotation, cellular component: cytoplasm. The record is from RefSeq and is a predicted model, not a curated record. Gene Ontology annotation, biological process: protein refolding; response to heat. The coding region runs from base 1 to 1581 and encodes 526 amino acids.